CUUCUGCCCACGCGCAUGCGCCCGCGCUGCGCCGCCAUUGGCGGCCUCUCCUCUGUCUGCGGCGCUGCGGCGUCCCCAGCAGGCCGCUCCCAACAGGCAGUGCGCCGCUCCGAGGUCAAGAUGGCGGCGAGGGCAACGGUUUCAGGAGGUGGUCGCCUGAUGGACAGAAUUCGAAAGUGGUAUUAUAAUGCAGCUGGGUUCAACAAAUAUGGAUUAAUGCGAGAUGAUACAUUGUAUGAAGAUGAUGAUGUAAAAGAAGCACUGAAGAGACUUCCAGAGGAUCUGUACAAUGAAAGAAUGUUUCGCAUAAAGAGAGCACUUGAUUUAAGCUUGAAGCAUCGGAUCCUUCCAAAAGAACAGUGGGUAAAAUAUGAAGAGGAUAAGCCUUAUCUUGAACCAUACCUAAAAGAAGUAAUUCGUGAACGACUUGAAAGAGAAGCAUGGAACAAGAAAUAACUAUUGAACUACUUCAUGCUGCAUCUUUCUGAUAUUUCUAAAGUUUGGUUCACGUCUUCGGGGAAGCACAUGUAAGGCUGAAGGAAUACUGGUUUCAGCUUGUUCACUGAGUCUGUUCGUCCAACUAAAAUAAAUAUGUUGAAGUAUAAAAUCUCCUGGGAAGACUUCUUUAUAAAUGUUAGCAAGCUAAUGUUCAGAUCUUUCCUAUGAGCAUAUACAUUACACAUUAGCUUAAUGGGAUGUAGUCUUCAUUCCAGCUUCUUGAUUCUUACUUCUUUCAUAGUACAGCUGUUUCCUGUACUUGGAGAGUUAGGUAGGAAACACCCAGAAUUGCUGGUGAAGUUGUUAACUUAAAAAGGAGGUGCUACUUCCUUCAUCUUUUCUCCCUGGAGGUGAGAAUACAGUGCUUCAUGUUGUGUUGGUGUCAUGAGACAGCAGAAGUAACAGUCUGUGGAUGUAAGCAUGUACAUAUUACUGUAAUGACAAAUGGCAGUGGUUCCUUAACCAUAAAACCAGGGAAUGUUUCUCUAGCUUUUUAUACUAUAUGUGUUGUUCAAGCAUAAAAAGAUAAUUUUCAUAUAAAUCUUAAGGUCUCAUUUCAGCUUAUGAUAUUUUUGUAAAGGAUAAAAGUGCUAUGCUGAUGUGCUUUUUGCACCAUAAUUAACCUCCCAUUUCUUUUUUUUCUUGGCCUAGAGGAUGUUUACAGUAAGUGGCAUCAAAUAUUUGAAACAAUUGUGCUAACAGGCUUAACAUUAGAGAAGUGUAUAAUUCAGGCUCUACAUAAACACAGAAGUGAUUCAGGUGUAUCUGGAAAUACUAGCCCUUGUUGGCUGAAGGCCUUGAGUUUAAUGGUAGCAUUAAUUUGGUGCUGUUUUGUGUUAUUACACACAAAUUGCAAAAUUUGAGAUCUGUUAUACUCUUUGGUAUCUUGUGUGAUUGUGUGAUGGUAACAAGAUAUCUUUUUUUGCUAUAUGUGCUUGUCUGACCCAUGCUUUUGUUGCUUGCAUCUCUAAAAUUACAGAAUCACAGAACUGUGGGGGUUGGAAGGCACCUCUAGGUAUCAUUGAGUCCAACCCCCCUGCAAUAGCAGAUUCCCUACAGCAGAUCACCCAAAGUAGGUGUCCAGAUGGGCCUCAGAUAUCUCCAGAGAAGGAGACUCCACAACACAAUCUCCUAAGUGAAUACAGCUAUUCCUGGGUGAAAUACUUAUCCCAAUAUUUCACACCUGACGUGGUAAAAACAAAAUGGUGUGAAAAUAUCUGUAUUGCCACUAUUCCUUAAAAAUUUUUGCAAAUGGAUUACAUUAAGAACGUGAGGUUUCUUUCAUCUCCUAUCUUAAAACCUUAUCAUUGAAACAUACAUCAUUUGAUGAUGCAUUUUUGAGAACUUACUAAUAAAGUUAGUAUCUGUUUGAUCCUCGUUUUGAACUAAGGUUAAUGUGAUUCAUAAGCUUUUUAAAAAAAAUGGGGUGGAAAAAAGGGUGUUGAUGACGUGAGGCAUUUGAAAAUAGACAGAGCAUUGAACAGAGUGCAAAGCAUCCAUGUGCCAGUUGGCAUAACAGGUAAAAUCACUGACUUCUUAACAUUCAUAUUUGGCAUUUUGAGAGUCAGAGUCAAAUAAAAGCAGCAUCGUAUUGCAGUACCUUAUUCUUAUUAUCUUAUUGGUGACAAGCUGGAGGGUCAAUGUGGUUCCUGUUUUUGAAUCCUUAACUUCUUCAUUAAAGACAUUUGGGUGGGGAAGAAUGAACUUGUAAAAUGUAGAGACAUGACUAUAAUAUCUAUAACCUCCCUGUAACACUUCCUACCUGUCUCAGCAGCUUUCGGUGGGAUCCUGCACAUCUCUUGUGUAGGCUGUGUGCUGUUCUGUGAGUGAUCUAGGAUUGUGCAGCCAUGGGCUGCAGUAAAGUGAGAUAGAUUAACAAGGGUGAAAAACAGUCUGAUGGUGAAGGAAACAGCAUUAAGUUUUUGGAGAACUAGGUUUUCUUUCUUGUACUGUCAUGAAGUUCUUUUGUAACACUGUACAAGGCGCUUUUUGUUCUUCAGGGUUCUGAUUCCUAUCUGCAGAAAUGCAAAGUGGUUAUAUCUGUAUCAUUUCAGUAGACCUGUUCUGAAGAAUAUUAGAUAAAGGUGUUGCUAUUCAUCUGGUCACACAACAGAUGGUACUGGUGGUGUUGCCAGGGGCAAAUCUUGCAAAGGUUUGUUAGAUUUGAAAAAGACCUCACAGUCCUUAUUCCUAUGAUGUAAAGAAUAGAAAUACUUGCACAGAAGCUGAUACUUCAGUGUCCUGCACAGUGUGCAGUAAGCAAGAUGGAGCAGUGCUCCAAGCAAGCCUGAAAAGAAUUCAUAAAUAAGAGGGAUUCCCACUGGGGAGGGAGAAGAAGGAAAAAACAAAACAAAAAAAAGGAACCUGUAAGUUUAAGCCAUAUCUUAGUAUAAUAGGCAGCAGCACCUUGAUUGGCAGCAUCCAAACUUGAUUGUGAAACCUUGAUCUUCACUGAUGUAGUUUUCUGGAUAUGAAGUCUAUAUGGAUUCCAUAAACGGAAAUAUUUUUCUUAGUUUAAUUCACAUUUUUAGGCGUAUCUAAAUAUCAAAUUGAGAGAAUCUGAGUUAAUACUGUUAAUCCUGCAGCUUGGUGAUGGUUGUAGCUUAAAUUCAUUUAAUUGUUUUUCAGUGAACCUUUACUUCAUUUAAGUUCCUUUAUUAAAUACACAGUGAAAUAUAAGAAUA
Molecule: messenger RNA, 3182 nt
Organism: Lagopus muta (rock ptarmigan)
Lineage: Eukaryota; Metazoa; Chordata; Aves; Galliformes; Phasianidae
Product: cytochrome b-c1 complex subunit 7
Exons: 4
Coding region: 16-456 (146 amino acids)
Biological process (GO): mitochondrial electron transport, ubiquinol to cytochrome c
Source: RefSeq, a predicted model, not a curated record